Messenger RNA from Osmia bicornis bicornis, 1971 nucleotides. RefSeq lists its product as uncharacterized. Bases 1420 to 1911 code for a protein of 163 amino acids. The transcript has 5 exons. Lineage: Eukaryota; Metazoa; Arthropoda; Insecta; Hymenoptera; Megachilidae. The record is from RefSeq and is a predicted model, not a curated record.
UUAACCCAGCAUCCAUCCGGUUUAUCAGAUUUUUCACGUACGUUCGCCACUUCUCGCGGCUUUAGUUUUCUUCCUCGACCCAGUUGCAUCCAUCAAGCUCGCGUUACGUCAACUUUUCCUUCACAGCGGAAUAAAUCUCUUUCUGUCUUGCGUUACACACGCUGUUACGCUCGUUACGACGCGAUAAACGAGCAAGCAAGCCAGCCAGCGCAAGCCAACAGCUUUCGUAACUUUUCCACGCGAAAUUCUCGUUAAUUAAAGGCUGGCUAGCGUCGAAAUAAUUUUCAGCGUGGCUUAUGAAACGGAGAUUCUUUGAUCCACCACGAUACGUUCUUUUUUCCCCUCCGCCUCACCCUUCCACCACGUUCAUUUUCUCCGUGCUACUUACUCCUCGAAUUUCCUCGCAUUCGAGGCACGAUUAAUCAGAGAGAAGAGAAAAUAAAAAAAUUGAAGAAAAAGAGAAAGAAAAAAAGAAACGAGGAUGCUUGCCGUCAGUAUUUUAUACAGCUUUCUAGAUUAAGUAUACUGCAAACAGGUGUUUGUGAGGGAUAUCACGGUUGUGUAUAGGUGCGAAAUAAUUUAUUAUUAAGUGCCAGUUUCACGGGAUCGUUUUAAAGCGCGAACCGGACGUUUAAUUGAAGUCGCUUUAAUCGAAAGGCAGGUUCACAUUUAAAGCAGCAAUUGCCGGCUGACAAAGUCUCUAUUUCUGCGACUCAUGGGAAUUAUUUCGUCGAUUUUCCACCCGGACGUUCCGUCUCGCUUCGAGAAGUACAGUUAAAUGCAUUUGCUAAGUUUAAUGAACUGCCUUGUUUGAUAAGUACACUUAUACAAUCGCACGCUCACGGUGUAUCGGGGAAUAGCUGUUUCUACUGUUACUUGAUCGAGAAGUUUUGUCGUCGAACAAGUCUAUAAAGAAAUCGGUUUGGAAAACUUGAACAAUGCGUUGAAAUAUAUGUAAAACAAUACUGUGCUAAAUAUGAAAAAUGAAACUUAUAUUUCCUGUCCUUUUGCGAUUGAAAAUUUUCUCCUGUGUUGAUGAUAAAAAUGUUAAAAAUAAUUUGGAAAAAAUAAUACAAUUUUCAAUUAUCUGUUACAAGAUUUAACAAGGCAAAUAAUUCAAAUUUUCCCUUUCGCUACAAUGUAAUUUUUCCUGGAAAAGCUUGCAGGGAAAGAUAGAAACCACUUUCCCCGAGGAGGAGCCUGGUUUGGUUGCCACUGUACUAUAUAUAUUUUUAGGAUUCUCGGAUUGGUGGGGACCAAAGCACCGUUAUCAAUAUUCCAAGGCACCGCUGUCCGUCCAACAGAUUCAAUUCCAACGGAGCAAGGAUUCCAGGACAGACGGGCGUAUUUCCAUAGCAAGUUUGUACGAGUCUCGUGCGGCAAGUUCGCGAGGACAUCUUGGCCCAGCUCCCGACAUCCAUGCUGAUUAUGCGACUGUUGUUCUGGAGCAUCCUCUGUGUUACCUUCAUUACCGCGGCCAAACUCGUCGCCGCAGACAGACCCACCAGGUCCUUGACGUUCCGGAAGGGCAGCUCCUACUUCUACAGGGUGAAUUACAAGCUGACUACCUUCUCGUACACUACGAUCUUCGCCCAUGCAGCUGGUUUCAAGUUGGUGUGGGAACUUCCUAGCGGGCCGGUUCGGAUCAAGAGGUCCAUCUCCGACGUUCACGAGGCCGCGGAACUGGUGUACGAAAGCCACGGUUUCGAUGGUAGAUCCUGUCUGAUGAAGAACGUUUGCCAAGCGAUGGAGUACGUGAGGCACAGAGAUGGGGUAAUAGCGAAAAUAUUAAAAUUACUGAUGGGAUCGUACGGGAAUAAUGGAAGUUUGCAGGAUGAUGUUUACUGCGACAUUCACGUCAAGAAUUGCCCCCUCGAGUUAAUAGGAAUUGAUAGUUUUAUAGAGCAAUAAAAUGAAGAUUGCGUUACAAUCUGCUUGAUCCUGAUUUAUAUCUUCCAUUUAAAUACGUAA